ACUGUUACACCACUCUUCAACUCCCUCGCCCAUGGGCCGGACGGUCCUCGCCGUGCGCGUGACCAAGGCGAUCGUCUCCACGUCGACCAAGACGACCCACUAUGAGCUAGCUAUCACCGACUGCAAGACGCAGGCGCUUCUGACCACGCGGAAGCGCCACCGCGACUUCAAGCAGCUACUUCAAGCUGUCGCCCGCGCGCUCCAGGUCGGCCACGCCUGCGCUUCGGUUUGUCCGUGGUUUUACAUGGACCUGCAGCAGAAGAUGCCACGCCCGCACUUCCUGGACCUCUUUGCCCAUGGGCGAGCCAUCGCGAGCCGCAUCGCGGCCUUUCAAGAUGUCCUUGACACGAUCCUCAUGUUCAUCUCGCACCCCAAGGCCAUGGCCUGUCCACGCGCCGCCGACGCCGUGCCCAAGGCGUUCUACGACUUUCUCUUUGCCGACCUUGACGGCGCCGACCGGCUUAGCUCGUCGCUCUCGUCGUCGUCGGCGUCGUCGUGGGGCUCGUCCAACUCGGUCACCGACGGCGUCAUCUGCGCGCUCUGCAGCCGUUUCUUGGAUGACCACGGCCUCUACGAGCAGAGCGCUUGCCUCACGACGCUCUCGUGUGGCCACGUCUUCCACGACGACUGCAUCGUCGCGGCCCUCAAUGUCCACCUCCUAUGUCCGUGCUGUGUAACGCCGUAAUACCAUCGACCAUGUGCU
Molecule: messenger RNA, 703 nt
Organism: Saprolegnia parasitica CBS 223.65
Lineage: Eukaryota; Oomycota; Saprolegniomycetes; Saprolegniales; Saprolegniaceae
Exons: 1
Coding region: 32-685 (217 amino acids)
Source: RefSeq, a predicted model, not a curated record